This is a messenger RNA of Truncatella angustata, 2424 nucleotides long. RefSeq names its product FAD binding domain protein. NCBI's taxonomy places the organism in Eukaryota, Fungi, Ascomycota, Sordariomycetes, Amphisphaeriales, Sporocadaceae. The record is from RefSeq and is a predicted model, not a curated record. Bases 1 to 2424 code for a protein of 807 amino acids. Gene Ontology annotation, molecular function: FAD binding. The transcript is spliced from 4 exons.
AUGGAAGGAAACAAUACGAUAGCUAGUGAGAGCUUUAAGGCCAUCAUCGUCGGGGGAGGCGUAGCAGGGCUUACCCUGGCAAACAUGUUGGAGAAGUUCGACAUCGACUACGUUCUUUUGGAAGCUCAUGGUGAUAUUGCACCAGCGGUGGGAGCAAGUAUCGGCAUGCUACCAAAUGGCCUUCGCAUCCUCGAUCAGAUUGGGUGCUACGAAAGGGUACUGGAUCUUCCCCGACAACCAAUUGAGGUCUCUCAUGCUCGCAACUCCAAAGGGAAAAGCCGGUUUCGUGUCAAUAAUCUCAGCGAACAUAUGGAGAGACGACUUGGGUAUCCCAUCCUGUUCUUCGACCGGCAAUGGCUUCUACGGCUUCUCUACGACAACCUGAAGCACAACGAUCGCGUCUUACUCAACAAGAAGGUGAUCCAAGUUGACCACAUUGAUGGUGGCAUUCAGGUUACCACUAAGGACGGCAAUAUCAUCCGCGGAUCCCUAGUCAUUGGCGUUGAUGGCGUGCAUAGCACUAUAAGAGAGCAUAUGAAACUGAUCGGCGACAAGUUACAGCCUGGAUAUUUCCCAGCCGGCGAAGAUGACCGUGUACCAUGCUAUUAUAGAUGUAGCUUUGGUAUCGCGCAGAAAGUUGAAGGCUAUAUCACCGGCGAGCAAAAUAACGUUCAAGCUAACGGCUGGUCGGGCCUAAUUAUUUCUGGUCCUGAGGACCGAGUAUACUGGUUUAUCUUCCAACGCCUGCCUGAGCCAAGAUAUGGCCGGGAUAUACCGAAAUAUACCAAAGAGCACGAGUCGCAGUUCAUCACUGACAAGGUCACCUUCGGCCAAAUAUAUUCGAGAAGAAUUUCUUCUACUCUUACACCGUUACACGAGAUUGUAUACAAGAAGUGGUUCUUCAAAAGAAUUAUGCUGCUUGGCGAUGCCGCACACAAGCCCAACCCAAUCUCCGGCCAAGGUGGAAACGGCGCCAUCGAAUCUACCGCUGAGCUUGUCAAUGCCAUUCUGCGGAUGAAGGAUGCUCGGGAUAGCGGCCUUGAAGCUCUAACCGAUAAGGAAAUCGAGGAGAUAUUCGACCAGACACAAUCUGCCAGACACGAACGGGAGAGGCUCCUUGUUGCUGAUGCCCAUAGGCUGCAAGCCUUGAGCGCAUACGAGAACUCCACACUAUCUACUUUGGUUUGGAACAUCAUUGGUCCAAUUAUGGGGGACGAACUGAUCCUAUCGAUCUGGACGAAUCCCAUGGUAGGCGGUGCGCGUCUGGAGCAAUUGCCCAUCCCAUGGCGCAAGCGGAUAGUCCCAUUCACAGACGAGCUACCAGCGAAGCCUCAAACAGGUGCCAAAACAUACAUGGGUCAGGGUGGGUUCGUGAUAGGUAUGAGUUUCUUGAUCUGGCUCGCUGGGAAAUCCUUGCGUCUUCCAAUGGCCGAACUUGGCUUUUGGAAAGGAGAUGUUAUAAUCGCACGACCUUGGGCUGGAUCCGGACAGAGUCUGCUCAGCAAGCUCGUGUCUUUCUUUUCUUACCCACUCACGGGGUCAGCCCUUGCUCCAAAAGUGCAACUCGUCUACUUUCUCUGUCAGCUCGCAUCACCAGUACUGAUGUACACUAUUGACGGCUAUCGCAAAGGCAAUCGAGCAACUCUUCUUGCUCUGCCCAGUGGUUUCCUUGGUAUGAUGCAGCUCAAAGGCAUUGGAUAUAUCGCGCCCUUGCAUGCUGUAUGUCGUGCGCUUCAAGGAACUGAUUCGCCAAUAGGGCGUUUCGUGCAACCUGAGGUGAGCGAGGCCCUGCUUCUCGCGCUUACGCUCGGCUAUGCGAUCCCGACCGCUCUCAUGCUCGCGCCUGGAAUGGAUGUUUCCACCCGGCAGGACUUCACUGCACUCUGGCAGUUCUCCCCAGUUCUGGUCUCGGCUUGCACAGCGCUCUUCUCGACCGGCCUUCGCUGGUAUAGGGUACAGCAGAGAAGACGACAACUAAGCUUCCAAACCCACGUAGAAGGCUUCGAACACUAUGCGACUGAAGACAUGCGUCCUCUAGAGACACUUUACACUCAUGGCAUCGCAAUACAGGCCGCCUCGCACAUAGCGACGCUCACGUAUGCCUAUUUCCAUCCGGGAAUCUCCAUCUCCAAGAUGCUCUUUGGUGUUCCCAACCCUUUCAGCGCUACAUGGAAUCUACCCGAUGUCGCCAAUAAGAUAGCGGUCUUCCUGAAGUAUGAUUUCGGCAUUGCUUGCUGUGCGUGGGCAGCGAGUGGCAUAUACUCCAUCUGGAAUCUGCGACGCCUUGGCUAUAUUCAAACCACAGACGCGUUCAAGGCAUCCUUGGGAACACUUAUUGGCCAGAUUUUGAUUGGUCCUGGCGCGACCUGGCUAAGCAUUGCUUUUUGGCAGGACAGGAUCUUGGCUGGUGCCAGGCGCAACUGA